CCACACACGUUUCGUCCCUAGCCAGUCACAAAUCCCACCCAUCUUAGGAUACCAAGUCGGUUCUGGACUCUCAACCCUCUUAACGGCCCAUCAAAUUCCACCUAACGGUCCUUUUCUUCUAUCUCUGCUACUAGCUCCGGCGUCAUCAUCUUCGAUCUUCCCUGGGAUCCAUGUGUACCCCGAUUAACUUGAUUAGGCCUCCAGGAUUUCCACAGCUGACCCUGGUCGAAGAUUUCCUUGUCUAUGUGAGAAUGAACUUCCUGACCGAGCUGGGCUUUACUUAAUAGCUCGAUGGGGAGAUUGAGUUUCCAAUCCAGCCUGGCCCAUCUGCCGAUUUUCCAUGGCCUCAUCUCUUGCUGUGUUCGCUGCUAUCCCAACCCUUCGUGCGUCAUCGGCUACACACGUGGCAAGCGGCACAGGAGCGGGUGCCCACUCCGAAGACUUGAACCCUCAGCCGUACAGGACUUGCUCUGUGCGAACAUUCUGCGAAAGCGUGGUUAAGAGCCCUCGCGCCGCCGAUGCCAAUAUUAUGUCGAUUGAACGUUAUGGGGACCUUCAUGGCGUGUCACAUCG
This is a messenger RNA of Cantharellus anzutake, 573 nucleotides long. RefSeq lists its product as uncharacterized. Lineage: Eukaryota; Fungi; Basidiomycota; Agaricomycetes; Cantharellales; Hydnaceae. Bases 292 to 501 code for a protein of 69 amino acids. The transcript has 5 exons. The record is from RefSeq and is a predicted model, not a curated record.